Lasiodiplodia theobromae is the source of this 960-nucleotide messenger RNA. Its product is annotated as Cytosolic fe-s cluster assembling factor cfd1. The transcript has a single exon. Gene Ontology annotation, cellular component: cytosol. Gene Ontology annotation, biological process: iron-sulfur cluster assembly. The record is from RefSeq and is a predicted model, not a curated record. Gene Ontology annotation, molecular function: 4 iron, 4 sulfur cluster binding; ATP-dependent FeS chaperone activity; ATP binding. Lineage: Eukaryota; Fungi; Ascomycota; Dothideomycetes; Botryosphaeriales; Botryosphaeriaceae. Bases 1 to 960 code for a protein of 319 amino acids.
AUGGGCCUCGAAAACGUCAAGAAAAUCGUCCUCGUCCUCUCGGGCAAAGGCGGCGUCGGCAAGUCCAGCAUCACGACCCAAUUGGCCCUCACGCUAUCCCUGCAGGGCCGUUCCGUUGGAGUUCUCGACAUCGACCUCACAGGUCCGUCUGUUCCCCGCUUCUUCGGCGUCGAGGGCUCCAAAGUCACGCAAGCGCCCGGUGGCAUGGUCCCCGUCCCCGUUCACGAUGCGCAAACGGUCGGUCAAGGCAGCCAGGCAAAAAAUGCAGGUCCACUGUCCGUCAUGUCGUUGGGGUUCAUACUGGCAAACCGUGGCGACGCUGUCAUCUGGCGCGGCCCCAAGAAGACGGCCAUGGUCCGCCAGUUCUUGUCCUCGGUCCUCUGGCCACCUGGGCUGGACUACCUCCUUAUUGACACUCCACCUGGCACCUCGGAUGAGCACAUUUCUCUCCUAGAGACACUGCUCAAAGACACUGCCGCCAAUCCGUCACAGCUGGCCGGCGCUGUCGUUGUUACUACCCCGCAAGCUAUUAGUAUUUCGGACGUGAAGAAAGAGCUGAAUUUCUGCACCAAGGUGGGGCUAAAAGUACUUGGUGUGGUGGAAAACAUGGCAGGAUUCGUAUGUCCAAGUUGCAGCGAAUGCACAAACGUAUUUAGCAAGGGUGGAGGCGAAGUGAUGGCAAGAGAUUACAACGUUCCGUUCUUGGGUAGCGUCCCCAUCGAUCCAGCUUUCGUCACGUUGAUAGAGGAAGGCAAGCGGCCGGUCUAUCCCCAAGGGACCAUCAUACAGGGUACUGAGAUGGCCACUGCGGCCAGCGCUGAGCGGGCUGGGCCAGGCAACGGAGAUGAUGCGAGAAAGGAACCAGGGGCACUGGUUGAUAAGUACACGAGCUGUUCUUUAUACCCGUUGUUUGACGGUAUGACCAAGCAGAUAGUUACAACCAUCGAGGGUGACGCCUAA